AUGAGCGGCGAGGACCCCUACAAGAAAUAUGCCCAUCUCCCUAUACCUUCAUACGACGAGGCCAUAUCUUCCCGACCCUCAUCUUCGAAUACCGUCAACGAGACAAGCGACGACACAGAACGUCAAGGUCUGUUAGGUAGACAGCCUACUCAAUCCGCUCGCAAUGGCGCAUACCGACCUCCCACCGCAGAGUCACCACGACCAAGCGAAGAUAGCGAUCUUUACCUGCCAGAGGUGAAUGGCGACAGUGAUGACGAUGAAGAAGCAGCGGUACGGCGAGACAUGGAAGAGAUGGAAAUACUCGAGCCCGAGUCAGCAACAGGCCGGCGGCGAGGUCAACUAUUCGGCAAAUUGUCACACACUUGGAGCAACCUACCCUCAUUCCGCCGCUUCUCAAUACUCAAAUUCUCGUCCCUGCGUCAGCGCCUCCCUACCAUUCCCGAAGACUUCAAACUCGGCCUGCCGGUCAUUGCCCGUUUAGUCGCGCUUUUUACAAUCGCCGCUCUGAUAUACGCCCUCUUCGCCCUCGAUGUGAUACCCAAUGCUGGUCACAUGGCUCAACAUUACGACCCUGAGAGUGUGCGCGCAAGAGUACAAGAGCAGGCUUCACUAUCCCCAAAUCGCAUCGCCGAAUACCUCGAGUACAUCACCUCAUACGACCACGUCGCAGGCACAGAAGGCGACUUCUUCUUGGCCGAAUGGGUCCAGGAAAACUGGCGUGCCCAACACUUGGAUGAUGUCAGGAUGCAUGAAUACUUUGUCUACAUGAAUUAUCCGGAAGCAGGCGGUCGCAACGUCGAAAUUGUCUCUCCGCCGGACAGGAAGUGGACUGCUUUGCUAGAGGAAGAAUCGGUUUUUAAAGAGUCGGGAAGAGAGAAACAACAAACGCUCAAUUGGCACGGCUACUCCAAGAACGGAAAUGUUACUGGUCACCUCGUCUAUGCCAAUGGCGGCUCGCGCGAGGAUUUCCAACGCUUGAAAGAUAUGGGCGUGGAUUUGAAUGGUGCUAUUGUGUUGGUGCGAUAUUAUCAUACAGAAGCAGACCGUGGAAUGAAGGUCAAGGCUGCUGAAAUGGCUGGAGCUGCUGGAUGUCUCAUAUACUCGGACCCAAAGGAGGACGGCUUUGUAAAUGGUCCUGUUGUGCCUGAUGGACCUUGGAGACCGCGCGACUCUGUUCAACGAGGAUCUGUCGCUCUUUCUAGUUUGGUAAUCGGAGACCCUUUGACACCUGGUCAUGCCUCGCACGAGGAUGCCAAACGCCCGAAUAUCAAUGGAAACAUCACUGGACUGCCUCAAAUCCCCAGUCUACCUCUGGCAUGGAGAGACGCUCAACAUCUACUGAUGGCACUGAAAGGGCAUGGUCAAAAGGUGCCCUCUGAGGACUGGAAAGGUGGUGUGCCUGAUGUCGAAUGGUGGACUGGCGAUAAGAACUCUCCAGAAGUUCGCCUUGUCAACAACAACUUUGUGACCGACAAACAACGGAUCUGGAACGUGCAUGGUCUGGUUCAGGGCAUGGAGACACCAAGCAAGAAGUUGAUCGUUGGAUCUCAUCGCGAUGCUUGGUGUUUCGGCAGUGUCGAUGCUGGAAGUUCGCAAGCCGUUCUCAUGGAGGUUGUUACUAUCUUCGGCGAUCUCAUAAAACUUGGUUGGCGACCGCUUCGCUCUAUCGAAUUUGUCUCUUGGGAUGCCGAGGAAUACAAUUUCGUCGGUUCUACUGAGUUUGUCGAGGACAACAUGGAUUAUCUGCGUAACAAUGCCGUCGGGUACCUUAAUGUCGAUGUAGGUGUCUCUGGUCCGAACUUCAGAGUCUCGGGUUCGCCGCUGUACAAAAAAGCUCUGAUGCACGUUCUCGAUCGCGUCUCCGAUCCCUACAGAAACUUCACACUACGCCAGCUCUACGACGAGAGAAAUCAACAGAUUGAAGGCUUAGGUGCUGGAUCCGAUUACGUGCCUUUCCAAUACAUGUCUGGCACCUCUUCCCUGGACUUUGGCUUCGAAAGCGAGGAUGGCGAAGAAGGAUACCCCUAUCACUCUUGCUACGAGACCUACGAGUGGAUGACCAAAUACGGAGACCCAGAGUUCCAGUACCACAAGACUCUUGCCACGGUAUGGGCUUUACUGAUCCUCGAAAUCGCUGAUCGACCGAUCAUACCCUUUGACCUCAACGACUAUGCAGCCGCCAUGUCCCCUAUCAUCGACGACCUCGAAAAAGAUGCUAAAGCCACUGCUGAGAAAUUCAAGACAAAGCUCGAUACUACGAUAUUCAGCGUGCAGCCUCUGCGAGAAGCAGUAGAUGUGUUUGUGGCCAACGCCAAGCAAUUUCAUGAGUUUGAUGAAAUGUGGGCGUCCAAGGUUCUUGCGGGAAGCGGCGGCUUCGAGACCAAUGCCUAUGCUCUCCAACGCAUCGAACACAACACCCGUGUCGCGGACUUUGAGACAAAUUUGCUAGACUUACCAAGCACUGGUGAGGCUGAGCCUUAUGGUGUCCCAGGUCGCGAACAAUACAAACACGUGCUCUUUGGCCCACAGCUGUGGGAUGGGUAUGCGGCUGCGUAUCUGCCUGCUGUGAGGGAUGCGAUGCAAGAAGGAAGAUGGGAGGAUGCGCAGGCACAGCUUUUGCGUGCGAGCAGGAUAUUGAGGGUGGCGAGUGAGAAGUUGGUUGCAUAG
Messenger RNA from Aureobasidium namibiae CBS 147.97, 2667 nucleotides. Its product is annotated as glutamate carboxypeptidase. NCBI's taxonomy places the organism in Eukaryota, Fungi, Ascomycota, Dothideomycetes, Dothideales, Saccotheciaceae. The transcript is spliced from 2 exons. Gene Ontology annotation, molecular function: carboxypeptidase activity. Bases 1 to 2667 code for a protein of 888 amino acids. The record is from RefSeq and is a predicted model, not a curated record.